Papilio machaon (common yellow swallowtail) is the source of this 2721-nucleotide messenger RNA. It is a transcript of the gene P5CDh1, whose product is annotated as delta-1-pyrroline-5-carboxylate dehydrogenase, mitochondrial. Gene Ontology annotation, molecular function: L-glutamate gamma-semialdehyde dehydrogenase (NAD+) activity. Gene Ontology annotation, cellular component: mitochondrial matrix. The coding region runs from base 423 to 2126 and encodes 567 amino acids. The transcript has a single exon. NCBI's taxonomy places the organism in Eukaryota, Metazoa, Arthropoda, Insecta, Lepidoptera, Papilionidae. The record is from RefSeq and is a predicted model, not a curated record.
UCAAGUGAGCACUCAGCUUUAAGUUAGCUAGUUGUUAAAAUCUCGAUGGACUGCGUUACCGCUUAAAAUUUUUCCAUUAAACACCUUUGGAGUUUCAAUAGGACUACAGCAACACUAAUAAGAACUGUCAUACUUUUGUUGUUCAUCUUCAGUAUCAGUAGUUGAGACAACUAUACCUGUUUUUCUUUUCGCUGCAAAAUGGGCAUUAGCGAAGGUCAUCUGCAGUUGGCAAUUACGUUAACUGUGUCGUAUUAAAUCGUCACACCGUCAGUCUCGAUUGCAAGCGAGCAACCGCGUCGCGUCAGAAGUUUUACGUAACGACGUCUCUGUCGCCGCAUACCUGCCGAGGUUUAACCAAUCGCAGGCUAGCUCAUAUUUUAUAUAAUUGUAAAAUUUUGAGCAGAUACCUGAGCGGCAGCACAAUGCUGACAGCGCUGUGCGUGAAAACCCUACGAGGGAUUCGUCCCUUGCACCGCGCCGCGUCUAGUGUAGUGGAAUUACCCAAAUUCCAAGAUUUCGGUGUUCAAAACGAGCCCGUUCUGGGUUAUCGCGAGGGCAGCACCGAGCGGAAAGAGCUGGCCGAGGAACUAAGACGCACUGCGGCCGUGACCGAAGAAGUACCAAUCGUCAUAGGGGAUGAAUUUAUCAAAGAUGGAGAUGUACAACACCAAGUGAUGCCUCACGACCACGGCAAAAAGCUGGCCAAGUUCUACUAUGCUAGCGAGAAAACGAUCCAAAAAGCUAUUCAGGUAUCUGUGAGUGCUCAAAAGAAAUGGGACCGCACUCCGUUGGAAGAGCGUGUACGUAUCUGGGAGAAGGCGGCAGAUAUGAUGGCGGGAGCGCACCGGCAGCGCCUCAACGCCGCAACGAUGCUCGGGCAGUCCAAGUCUGUUGUGCAAGCUGAAAUCGACUCGGCUGCAGAACUCAUUGAUUUCUUCAGAUUCAAUGUGUUCUUUCUUAAAGAAAAUGCAAAAUAUCAGCCAAUUUCUGAAAACCCUACAAUAACCAGGAACAGUAUGAGGUUCAGAGGAAUUGAUGGGUUCAUUGCAGCUAUCAGCCCAUUUAAUUUUACUGCCAUUGGAGGCAAUUUAGCUUAUACCCCUGCCCUGAUGGGCAAUGGUGUUGUGUGGAAACCAUCAGAUACAGCUCUGCUUUCAAACUGGAGGAUAUUCAACAUCAUGAGAGAGGCGGGCUUGCCGGCCGGAGUUGUUAACUUUGUGCCCGCUGAUGGGCCAACCUUUGGGCGCACAAUCACUUCAUCACCUGACCUUGCAGGUAUUAAUUUUACUGGUUCUGUACCAACUUUCAAUUGGCUAUGGAAUGAAGUAGGGAAAAACCUCAACCGUUACAAAAACUAUCCACGAUUGAUAGGUGAAUGUGGAGGAAAAAAUUAUCAUUUUGUUCAUCCAAGUGCAGACACUAGGUCAGUUGUGACUGCCACAAUCCGUUCAGCGUUUGAGUAUUGUGGGCAGAAAUGCUCCGCUUGCUCCAGGAUGUAUAUUCCGAGGUCCUUGUAUGAACCUAUUAAACAAGGUUUACUGGAGGAGAGAUCCAAACUAAAAGUUGGAAAUCCAAAUGAUUUCUCUAUAUUUACUGGUGCUGUAAUUGACAACAAGGCUUUUGACAGAAUUACCGGUUACAUCAAAGGUGCAAAGAACAAUGCGAAGAAUAAGAUUUUAGGUGGUGGAGAGUAUGAUAACAGUAAAGGCUAUUUUGUCCAGCCCACUAUUAUUGAGACUGUUGAUCCCCAUGACAAGCUGAUGACAGAAGAAAUAUUUGGCCCAGUCCUAACAAUAUAUGUAUAUGAAGACCGUGAUGUUAUGAAGGCUCUUUCCUUAGUCGGCUCAUCCACUAAAUUUGCUCUAACAGGAGCUGUAUUUGCAAAUGAUAAAGGCUUCCAGCAAACAGCACUGGAGGAAUUGAAAACAACAGCGGGCAACUUCUACAUCAAUGAUAAGUCAACCGGCUCUGUUGUCGGUCAACAGCCAUUCGGUGGUGGCCGAAUGUCUGGCACAAAUGACAAGGCCGGGGGACCCAACUAUGUCAUGCGCUGGACCUCACCGCAAUCCAUCAAGGAAACAUUUGUUCCUCUCAGAGAGAUUGACUACCCUUACAUGAGAGAUUAAGCAUUGAGUUAGUAAUAUUUAUGCUCAUCCACUAUGUUACUUGGAGUACAAUAAUAAAACCAUAGCUUAAGAAUCAAACAAUAAUAGGUGUAGAAGUAUUAUAGUGAGCAAAAUACAUAUAUCAACUAACCGCUGAUAUCAUUAGUACUGUUGUUACAAUUUCAAAAACUGAUAUUUAAAUUAUUACAUUAGCUAACAUGUUGAGUAGACAAAAAUGUGUUAAUACAAUUACAUUAAAUUAGAUUUAAUUGCGUUACCUUGCGAUAUAGAAUCAUAGAUGUCAGUUUGUGUGAUGUAAUUGCUGCCAUUAGUCCGGCAGCCAGUGCCACUGUGGCACGAUGAGCUACAACGGGCACCCUGCCUUAACUAACUUUAUCAAAUGUUAUUUGCGUUGCCCUUGCUUAUCAUUCCUAUGCUCGCUACUCACAGCUUAUAUCUUAUCAGUCCGCUCUCUGAGACAACUGCAUUUAAACUUUUUUCUAUUUACUUAUUUAAAUAUAAAAUUGUUAGUGACCCUGUUGUAAAUUUUAUGCUUGUUUUUUAAAGAUUUAAGUUUAUGGAGCACUUGCUCGAUUCUCAAACAACAAUAAUGUUG